CAUUUGCUCUGCUUGUGUAAAAGUGUUCAUUGUUGCUGUGGUUUUCCUGUGAAGUUCCUUAAACUGGAACAUCAACCUUUACACAGUCAGACUUUCACAUGUGUUCUUCACAGUCACAGUAAUCCUCUUCAUCAUGGCUGGACACCUUCUGUUUGUCAUCCUCAUGUCUUUCGUUCAUGAGAUUCAAGCACAAGCUUUUCUUCCACCAACACUGACAGUGAACACAACAGUGAUCUCAGAGAGAGACUUGGUCACAUUUCACUGUCAGGCACCAACAUCUGUUUCAGUUCAUCAGUGUUUUUUCUACACUGUGGAGAAAAAUACUUCCAAAGCCUUCUCAUGCCUGCAGAAUUUCACUGCAACAGAACUGUUGUUAAUGUCACAUCAGAGUUCACCUGCUGAAGUUAAAGUGAAAUGUUUUUACACUGGAGAACUAAAUUCAACGUCUGCGCACAGUGAACCAUCCUCCAUCACCAUAAAAAGUCAGAAACCACAGAUGAGAGUUCAGCAUUUUAAUGGAGAACAAGUUCAGUUUGUUUGCUCUCUGCCUGGAUCUGUGAAAGAUGAUACAAGAUGUAAUCUGUACUUUGGAGAAGCAAGUCGUUCAGUCCUGACAGCAACUGUCUGGAAGAAAAGCAGCACAGAAACCAAACAGAGGUUCUGCCAGUUUUAUGUCUCAAUUGAUGAUUUUUUGAGACAUCUACAUUUUGUUCAACAAAAAGAAGCCAGCUGUGAUUACACUUUGAAAAGGGAACCCAGGUCUUUGUCUCCUCGCAGUGAUCAAUACAACUUAACAGCUAUUCUGGAAAGUGAAUCACCAAAGAUCAACAAACCAUCAUCUAUCAUGACCACAGCAGAAUCAAGUCUCAGCAAACCCACUACUUCAUCUUCUACCACUUCAGUGAACUCACCAUCAGGAUUAACUACUAUUCUCAGUGCUGCAAGUGAUGUGGACACUCGUCCCAAAACAGCUCAGUAUAUGACAUCAGGAGCCAGUACUACAGCUAUUCUGGAAAGUGAAUCACCAAAGAUCAACAAACCAUCAUCUAUCAUGACCACAGCAGAAUCAAGUCUCAGCAAACCCACUACUUCAUCUUCUACCACUUCAGUGAACUCACCAUCAGGAUUAACUACUAUUCUCAGUGCUGCAAGUGAUGUGGACACUCGUCCCAAAACAGCUCAGUAUAUGACAUCAGGAGCCAGUACUACAGCUAUUCUGGAAAGUGAAUCACCAAAGAUCAACAAACCAUCAUCUAUCAUGACCACAGCAGAAUCAAGUCUCAGCAAACCCACUACUUCAUCUUCUACCACUUCAGUGAACUCACCAUCAGGACUGGCUGCUCUUAAUCUCAGCCCUACAACUGGUGUGAACACUCCUGUCAAAACAACUGAGUAUAUAACCUCACGAGACAGUACUACAGAGUCGAGUCUCAGCAGUGCUAGCGCUUCCAGUCCUACCACGUCUGUGAAUUCACCUUCAGAUUCAUACAAGACUAAUGCUACAACGACUAUUACUACAGUCAAAGUAGGUCAGGCACGCCAGCCUGACAAUAAAGUAAACUCCUCUUCAAAAAUAUUACAAUCAGCAGAAGCAUCGAUAUGGAAGUUGGCGGUAGCUGUGACUGGAUUGGGAGUAACCAUGGGUAUCAUCUUACUGGUGCUGGGGCUUCUCACAUUCAGAAGAAGAAGUGAAACAUGUCCUCAAAGCAGGACAAAGGCAACAUCACCAGGUGAUUUUAUAUCAAUGACUAAAAUGAACCAUGGAAGAAUGUUACCUGCAGGUAAUGAUGGAGGCUACAGUGUGAUCACGUCAGUACCUGAUGACAACUGUCUUAAUAGAGAGAAACUAAACUUGGAACAGACAAAAAAUGAAGAUUCUGACAUUUACCAUGUGUACGCCACCAUCUCUGAAGAAACAGAUCCACCAGAUUCACAAGACAUGAUAUACAGCAUGCUGAAUGCACACUGAAACACAGUGAAACAUUUUUGUUGACGUUGUUAGUAAAAUGUCUAAAAUGAUCUAAAUCAUGUCAAAGUGAGGAAAGUGUGACAGGUAAUAGAACAAUCUUGCAAAAAAUCUUGAGCUUGAAUUGAGUUUUUUUUUCUAUUGAAAGAUAACUGACAUGAUGAUGAUUUCGGCUUUAGUAUUUUUAAUAAGCGCUCUUAGAUAUUUAUUGUUUUGUUUUCAGUAAUUGUAAGUUGGAAGAUGA
This is a messenger RNA of Oreochromis niloticus (Nile tilapia), 2210 nucleotides long. Its product is annotated as mucin-21. The transcript has 23 exons. The coding region runs from base 134 to 1969 and encodes 611 amino acids. Lineage: Eukaryota; Metazoa; Chordata; Actinopteri; Cichliformes; Cichlidae. The record is from RefSeq and is a predicted model, not a curated record.